UAUGAUUUCGUAUGUUAAUGUUGGUGCUGCUAUUGAGCGCCGUCAUUUGUUUGUGUUUGUGACCCUUUUGCGUUGCUGACAUCAAACUCACGCUAACACUCUUCCAACCUUCAAUGGACUCCAUUUGCCCUAUUGGGUUGCAGUGUGCCACUGAAAUCUCUGCUCUUCUCUCUCCUCCCUCUCCUCUUCAAGUUCAGAAAUAUUAUCACGACCUUUUGACUGCAAGAGGGUGCAGUGGUAUCAAAGUCAAACAGGAUGGCAACUUUGGAAAAGGUUUAUAUGCAGACAUGGACUUCAAAGAGGGGGAACUGGUUCUGAAGGACCCCAUGCUUGUAGGAGCUCAACAUCCCCUCAACAAGAUUGAUUGUUUGGUGUGUAGCUUCUGCUUUUGUUUUAUUGGUUCCAUAGAACUUCAAAUUGGAAGGAGGCUUUACAUGCAACAACUAAGGGCCAAUGAGAGUCAUGGUUGUGAAGUGGGAAGCUCUUCAAAACACUGUCAUGAAAUGGAUUCUUCUGAUGAAGAGGAGAGCACACAACAAUGUACUUCUGGUAGUUCCAAAACUAAAGUUCCUCUCCCUGAAGGUAUUGUGGAAUCGUUAAUGAACGGCCAAUUGGUGUUGCCUUUCUCCGAGAAGUUUUCCUUGCCGCCAGCUGUUCCAUGCCCUGGUGGAUGUGGAGAAGCUUACUAUUGCAGCAUGUCAUGUGCAGAGGCUGAUUGGGGAUCCUCCCAUUCUUUACUCUGUACUGGUGAGAGUUCUGAUUCAGCUCGUAGAGAGGCACUUCUUAAAUUCAUCAAACAUGCUAAUGAAACAAAUGAUAUAUUCCUCCUUGCUGCAAAGGCCAUUUCUUCUACCAUGCUAAUGUACCGCAAAUUAAAAGCAGUCAGUCUUGAAGAGCAAAUGAAACACAAUACAUCCUGUGUUUCGAACCACUGUAACUUAUCUAUUCUUUUGGAAGCUUGGAAGCCUAUAUCAAUGGGACACAAGAGAAGGUGGUGGGACUGUAUUGCUUUGCCAGAUGAUGUUGAUUCUUCUGAUGAAGCUUCAUUCAGGCUGCAAAUAAAAAUGUUGGCAUUUGAGUCUCUCCAACUUCUUAAGACAGCCAUAUUUGACAAAGAAUUAUUCUCCCUUGAAAUCUAUGGAAAUAUCAUCGGCAUGUUUGAGCUGAAUAAUCUUGAUUUGGUUGUAGCUUCUCCUGUGGAGGAUUACUUUUUAUAUAUUGAUGAUCUGACAUAUCCUAAUAAGGAAGAAGCUGAGAAAAUUACGCAACCGGUUCUGGAUGCUCUUGGUGAAGAGUAUUCUAUUUAUUGCGAAGGAACUGCAUUUUUUCCUUUGCAAAGCUGCUUGAACCAUUCCUGUUGUCCUAAUGCCAAGGCUUUCAAAAGAGAGGAGGAUAAAGAUGGUCAAGCAACAAUAAUUGCACAGAGGUCCAUUUGUAAAGGAGAAGAGAUAACCAUAUCAUAUGUUGAUGAGGACCUUACAUUUGAAGAGCGACAAGCAUCCCUUGCAGAUUAUGGUUUCAGAUGCAGGUGUUCAAAGUGCAUUGAAGAAGAGCCAUAAUGUUAUAACUAGUAAACAUUCAUGCAGAAUCCAAGUGUUUUAGAAGACAAUGAGGCUUUCUUAACUGUGAUUGAGUUGAUAUGCUAAGAAAAGAGGAGGAAUGGAAUUGAAAGGGAACAAUUAUUAGGGGAUUUUGUUACUAUUUAGAAAUUUAUGUCCUUUCAAAUAGGUCCACAAUUGCCUGCAUGACACAUUUGUUACUCCAGUUCUUUCAUUUUAUAUUAUAUAUAUAUAGAAACAAUUGUAAUGUGGCAGCAGAAAAAUAGAUACUUGUUCAAAUUUUUUAAAUAGAUCAUGUUGUCUCGACACAAGGUUAAACAAUGAUUUCGUUUUUUA
Molecule: messenger RNA, 1895 nt
Organism: Glycine soja
Lineage: Eukaryota; Viridiplantae; Streptophyta; Magnoliopsida; Fabales; Fabaceae
Product: histone-lysine N-methyltransferase ATXR2
Exons: 15
Coding region: 114-1559 (481 amino acids)
Molecular function (GO): methyltransferase activity; protein binding
Source: RefSeq, a predicted model, not a curated record